Octodon degus (degu) is the source of this 693-nucleotide messenger RNA. It is a transcript of the gene Tstd3, whose product is annotated as thiosulfate sulfurtransferase (rhodanese)-like domain containing 3. Lineage: Eukaryota; Metazoa; Chordata; Mammalia; Rodentia; Octodontidae. The record is from RefSeq and is a predicted model, not a curated record. The coding region runs from base 1 to 693 and encodes 230 amino acids. Gene Ontology annotation, cellular component: mitochondrion. Gene Ontology annotation, molecular function: thiosulfate-cyanide sulfurtransferase activity. The transcript has 4 exons.
AUGGGGACGGCGCGAGCGAUCAGCGCUGCACACCCCGGGAGGAGCAGCGUUGCCCGGGAAGAAAGCGGACUCUGCCCGCGUGGGAGAAGACGCGAGAAAACAGUGCCUUUGCCUUCUGAGAAGUUCUGCCAGUGUCACACGAACAAUUUGAAGUCAAUAAAGGGAAGUUGCCAUAAUUUAUGUACUGUUUCUAAGGAUGUCACCUACAAGGAACUUAAAAACCUAUUGAGCUCCAAAAGUGUUAUGUUAAUUGAUGUUAGAGAGAAAUGGGAAAUUGUGGAACAUGGAAAAAUCCCUGGAUCUAUCAAUAUACCCUUACAUGAAGUAACUGAAGCCCUACAGAUGAACUCAAGAGACUUCGAGGAGAAGUACUGCGAAGCCAAGCCAUCCAAGUCAGAUAGUCUGGUGUUCUCUUGUUUAGCGGGAGAGAGAGUAAGAAGCAAGGAGGCUCUGGACACAGCAAGAUCUCUGGGCUUUAACAGUGCUAAACACUAUGCUGGAGGAUGGAAGGAAUGGGCAACCUAUGAAUUUUCAGAGAAGAAGAUCUCUUGGUAUCUACUAAGAGCCACUGUGGGAACAAUCAAAGGCAGGGAAGAGGAGCGGGCUGAUGAGUGGGAGAGUGAUGACAGGGAUUCCAGAGAAUGGCAUGCAUGGGACACAACGUUCGUUGCAAAACUUACUACUGAGCCGUGA